AUGGCAUUUGUCUUGUUCGGCUACGAACAAGGUGUCUUUGGCGGUAUUCUCGAGAAUCAGGACUGGCUCGAUCAGUUCAACCACCCCUCCGACACCGAGACCGGCAUCAUCGUGAGCUGCUACAACCUAGGCUGUUUGGGAGGGUGCAUAUUGAAUUACUUUACGGGUGAGAAGCUGGGCCGUCGCCGGACGAUGUGGCUAGCCAUGGUGUUUGUCAUUGUCGGGACGACACUGCAAACCUCCGCAUUCAGAGUGGCUCAUCUUGUCGUUGGCCGUGUUGUUACUGGCUUUGGAACUGGGAUGAAGACUUCUACCGUGCCAAUGUGCGUUAGAUAUGCCCGCCAUCGAUUUAUCCUGCGCCUGCCUCCCACUGACCUAGCCACCGAAUAUAGGUAUCAAUCGGAGAUUUGCGACCGCCAAUCUCGCGGGCGUCUCGUCUCUGCUGAGGUUCUCUUUGUCGGCGUCGGCAUCACAACCGCCUACUGGUUCGACUUCGGCAUGUCGUUCGUCGGUGGUCCGAUUGCGUGGCGGCUGCCUGUCGCGGUCCAAAUGCUGUUUGCCCUCGUUGUUGUCGUCCUUGUCUUUGGUCUGCCGGAGUCGCCACGCUGGCUAUACAAGCAUGGCCGAUCAGAAGAAGCCCUUGAGGUUCUUUGCAGGGUUUACGAUAAAGAGCCAACCGAUGAAUAUAUCCUUGCCGAAAAGAACGCCAUCAGGGCGGCCAUUCAACUGGAAUACUCGGAAGAGGAGGCGUCCCGGGGCUUCCUCAGCAUCUUCCGCAAUGACCAAGUCAAGACUGGAUAUCGUGUUGUGCUGGCGUGGUGUAUCCAUUUCAUGAACCAGGCGGGGGGUAUCAACCUGGUGGUAUAUUACGCUCCAUCUGUUCUAAUUCAGAAUGUCGGCAUUUCGAAGCAACUUGCACAGAUUCUCGGAGGGUGCAUCAACAUGAUGCUAAUGUUCGGAUCAAUCGUGCCCUCGCUCGCCCUCGACCGUAUGGGUCGACGCCGCACCAUGAUGGCCGGCUGCGCAUGCCUUAGCCUCUGCAUGCUCCUGAUAUCCAUUCUGCUCUCGCGCUCCAGCACCGCACAGGGCCACGCGUGCUCCUCCGCCGCAGUGGCGUUCUUCUUCCUGUACACCCUCAUCUUCGGCAUGAGCGCCCACUGUGUGCCCUGGGUCUACGUUCCCGAGAUCCUCCCUCUUGCAGCACGCACGCGCGGCACGGCCCUCGCUGUGAGCUCGAACUGGCUGUGGAACUUCACCGUCGUUAUGAUAACCCCCGUGAUCACGAACCGGCUGUCGUGGAAGGCCUAUCUCAUCUUCUUUGCAACCAACGCGGUCUUUGUUCCCGCCUUAUUCUUCUUCUAUCCUGAGACUGGCAAUCUGCGCUUGGAAGAGGUCGACCAGAUCUUCGAGCGUAGCGGGAAUCCUGUCGCGGUCGCGCGGGACAUCGCAAAGGAAGUCAAGCUGUUCGGGCAUGUUCCCGCUUUGGGUGGCGCUGCCACUCCUGGAAAGAAGGAAGAAGAAGAGGUUGCUGAGCAAGAACAGCAGGAGGUCAUCUAG
Messenger RNA from Aspergillus puulaauensis, 1557 nucleotides. RefSeq lists its product as uncharacterized. Gene Ontology annotation, biological process: transmembrane transport; carbohydrate transport. Gene Ontology annotation, cellular component: membrane. Gene Ontology annotation, molecular function: carbohydrate:proton symporter activity. The transcript is spliced from 3 exons. Bases 1 to 1557 code for a protein of 518 amino acids. Lineage: Eukaryota; Fungi; Ascomycota; Eurotiomycetes; Eurotiales; Aspergillaceae. The record is from RefSeq and is a predicted model, not a curated record.